Messenger RNA from Lachancea nothofagi CBS 11611, 1644 nucleotides. NCBI's taxonomy places the organism in Eukaryota, Fungi, Ascomycota, Saccharomycetes, Saccharomycetales, Saccharomycetaceae. The record is from the annotation of a GenBank genome assembly.
AUGUACCGCCGCAAGAAGGAUCACAAACGAGGCAUUUCGUAUUCCCUUAUGUUGGUGGGUGAUGUUGGAACCGGAAAGACCACGUUUGCCAACAAUUUAUUAGAGAUGGCGAUUUUCCCCCACAAAUACGCGAUGGAAGUGCCAGAAUUGGCAGAAAAUCCGCGCGUGAAAGUCAUUAAACCAACGAUGGUCGUCUCCUACAAUUCCAAGAACGGAAUUCCGUCGCAUAUGGCCCAGUUUGAUGCCGGUCGCGAGCACUUCGAACCGGGCGUGACGAUAACAUCUACUACUAUGGAGAUUUCAACGGGACAAGAGCAGCCCUCGUCCAGAUCUUCUGUGUCGAGUGAGAGCUCUGCCAUGACCCACAAUGGUAGCAUGAACUCCGACAAGAUCUCAUUAAACCUAGUAAAAACGCAUGGGCUCGGUGAAAACUUGGACAACUCUAUGUGCUUUGAUGAGAUAACCGGGUACCUAGAACAGCAAUUCGAUCAGGUCUUGGGAGAAGAAACCCGUAUCAAGAGAAAUCCACGGUUUGAAGAUACCAGGGUACACCUAGCCUUGUAUUUCAUACCACCUACGGGCCAUGGACUUAGAGAAAUGGAUGUCGAGAUGAUGAAAAGGCUGUCCCGCUUUACUAAUGUCCUGCCGAUCAUUUCUCGCGCUGAUUCGUUCACCAGGGAAGAACUUAUUAAAUUCAAAAGGCAGAUUAUGGACGACAUCGAGAGGUUCAAUGUGCCAGUUUACAAAUUUGAAGUUGAUCCAGAGGAAGACGAUCUAGAGACUGUGGAGGAAAACCAAGCUUUGGCGAUGCUACAACCUUUCGCAGUUAUGUGUUCAGACGAAAGAAAUGAAAACGGUCACUUUGUCAGAAGUUAUCCUUGGGGUGAAAUUAAAGUGGAUGACGACAAUGUGUCCGACUUGCGUAUUCUCAAAAACGUAUUGUUUGGAUCCCAUUUCCAAGAAUUUAAGGACACUGCUCAAAACUUUUUGUAUGAAAACUACAGAGCUGAAAAACUCUCAUCUGUAUCCGAAUGGGACAUGGACAAAAACAGUGAACAUAUAGACAACAAGCGUAACUCUGCCGCUCCAAGUUUGUCAAAUUUUGCCUCUUUGAUAACCACAGGCCAGUUCAAAUCAUCAAAUUCUUUGGCAAUGCCUCCACAAUCUGAAACGCCAACAACUCCAGAUUCCAGAGAAAUAAGCCAUGGAUCGGGUCCUGAAUCUCCUGCAUUGAGACAGAUUUCCCAAAGUAUAAGGCGUGGGAAUGAAGAAAUCAUAAAUAAUAUCAAAAACUCUCCCCGGUCUUCUGCACCCGGUUCCCCUGACAAGUCCAAAUUGAGAAACAUUUCUGAAACAGUGCCUUAUGUAUUGAAGCAUGAGCGUAUCAUUGCCAGGCAACAGAAGCUGGAAGAACUGGAAGCUCAAUCCGCUAAGGAAUUGCAAAAGCGUAUCCAGGAUCUAGAGAAAAGAGCGGCUGACUUGAAAUUAAGAGAGAGAUUGUUGCGCCAGCAACAUUUGAACAGCUCGAAUGCAUCUCUGACCUCAAAGAGCUCCUCGACCCAGCAUGUCUUACCAGUGCAAUCUAAACUCAAAAAGGAGGAAAGUGUCACCGACUUGGCAUCAAUAGUGAGCGGAAGAGCAUGA